CUAAGAGCUGUAGCUGGGAAGCACGACACCGCUGAACAGCACGGCCGCUGGCCGUUCGCUGUGGCGCGGGGGCUCGGCGCUCCCAGCCCUCGCCAGCCGAGUCCCGCCGGGGCUGUGCGGAGCGGGCCGGGAAGGCGCCGGGCCAGCAGCGGCCGCCUGGACACUCCUGAGCGGCCGCAGGAGGGCGCCCGCAGGCCGGGCGGAGAGACGCGGCCUCCGCUUCCGCUGCCACUAUGGCGGCGGCCGCAGGUGUGCCGGUGCGGGUCUGCCACCAGGAGAUCGUCAAGUUCGACUUGGAGAUCAAGGCGGCCGUGCAGGACAUCCGAGACUGCCCGGGGCCGCUCGGCGCCCUCACGGAGCUGAACGCUACCGUGAAGGAGAAGUUCCGCCACCUCCGCGGCCGCAUCCAGGAACUCGAACAGAUGGCAAAGGAGCAAGACAAAGAGUCGGAGAAACAAGCCUUGCUGCGGGAAGUGGAAAACCAUAAGAAACAGAUGCUCAGCAAUCAGGUAGCUUGGAGAAAGGCAAAUCUGGCCUGCAAAAUUGCUAUUGACAACUCUGAGAAAGAUCAGCUGCUGCAGGGAAGAGACUCCUUACGACAAAGGAAGACUACGAAGGAAAGUCUGGCAGAGAGUGCCAGUAACAUCACAGAGAGUCUGAUGGGCAUUAGCAGGAUGAUGUCGCAGCAAGUCCAGCAGAGUGAGGAGACUGUGCAGACCCUAGCCAAUUCUUCACGAACCAUCCUGGAAGCAAAUGAAGAAUUUAAGUCCAUGUCUGGGACAAUCCAGCUGGGGAGAAAGCUGAUCACAAAGUACAACCGCAGGGAGCUGACAGACAAGCUGCUCAUCUUCCUCGCCCUCGCCUUAUUCCUAGCCACAGUGCUCUAUAUCUUGAAGAAAAGACUUUUUCCAUUCUUGUAAAACUCCAAAGCUGAACUGGACUGUUAUAAAAGAUCAGAAAGAGAUGUCAUAAUAAUGGUGGGGCUUUUAAAUAAAAUAAUCAAGGGAUAUUGCAAUAGUGAAGGGGCAUUAGAGCAGGCAUGACUUUAUACUGCCCCUGUGGAGCUUGUGACCUGCCUAAGAAUAGCUUAAAUGAGCACGAGUUGGGGAGAGGCAGGAAGAUCAAGGUGUGGAAAGAAGAAUCAGCAGUUUGUCUGUAGGCUUGGGGAACCAGACAAACACUUGAGGAACUAGGCAUUCAAAGGUGUCAGUCUUAGCUUUCAACCUCUCUGCCUUUUGCCUUGAAUUCAAUUUUUUGAGCCUUGGUUUGGGCUGGAAGCUGCUUUGAUGGCGGUAUGUAAGGUGCUGAGAGAAAGGGGAAGGAUGGAGGAGAGAAACUUACAUUCCAUGAAUAAACUAUUUAUUGUAAA
Molecule: messenger RNA, 1369 nt
Organism: Pogoniulus pusillus (Red-fronted tinkerbird)
Lineage: Eukaryota; Metazoa; Chordata; Aves; Piciformes; Lybiidae
Gene: BNIP1
Product: BCL2 interacting protein 1
Exons: 6
Coding region: 234-920 (228 amino acids)
Biological process (GO): retrograde vesicle-mediated transport, Golgi to endoplasmic reticulum
Cellular component (GO): endoplasmic reticulum; SNARE complex
Molecular function (GO): SNAP receptor activity
Source: RefSeq, a predicted model, not a curated record